AUGAGAGAGGUUAUUAGUAUCAAUGUCGGACAAGCUGGUUGUCAAAUCGGUAAUGCGUGCUGGGAAUUGUAUUCUCAAGAACAUGGUAUUAAACCAGACGGUUAUUUGCAAGAAGGUUUAACCAGACCAAAAGGAGGAGAAGAAGGAUUUAGUACAUUUUUCAGUGAGACCGGAUCAGGUAAAUAUGUUCCUCGUGCGUUAUAUGUUGAUUUAGAGCCAAAUGUUAUUGACGAGGUGAGAACUGGUGUUUACAAAGAUUUGUUCCAUCCAGAACAAUUAAUCUCGGGAAAAGAGGAUGCAGCUAAUAACUAUGCCAGAGGUCACUAUACCGUUGGAAGAGAGAUCUUAGAUGAUGUUUUGGAUAGGAUUAGAAGAAUGAGCGAUCAAUGUGAUGGAUUACAAGGGUUCUUAUUUACUCAUUCAUUGGGUGGUGGUACUGGUUCAGGUUUGGGCUCCUUGUUGCUCGAGCAAUUAUCGAUGGAUUAUGGUAAAAAGUCAAAGUUGGAAUUUGCCGUUUAUCCUGCACCACAAGUUUCCACUUCGGUUGUUGAGCCUUAUAAUACUGUUUUAACUACACACACCACUUUGGAACAUGCUGAUUGUACAUUCAUGGUUGAUAACGAGGCUAUUUACGAUAUGUGUAGAAGAAAUUUGGAUAUCCCGAGACCAAAUUUCAGCUCGUUAAACAAUUUGAUUGCUCAAGUGGUUUCCUCGGUGACCGCAUCAUUGAGAUUUGAUGGUUCAUUGAAUGUCGAUUUGAACGAAUUCCAAACCAAUUUAGUGCCAUACCCAAGAAUUCAUUUUCCAUUGGUGAGUUACGCACCAGUAUUCUCCAAAGCCAGAGCUAACCAUGAAGCUAAUUCAGUUUCCGAAAUUACACAAUCUUGUUUUGAGCCAGGUAACCAAAUGGUUAAAUGUGAUCCUAGAACAGGUAAGUAUAUGGCUACUUGUUUAUUAUACCGUGGUGAUGUUGUUACUAGAGAUGUUCAAAACGCAGUUGCUCAAGUCAAAUCUAAAAAGACAGUUCAAUUGGUUGAUUGGUGUCCUACUGGCUUCAAGAUUGGUAUUUGCUAUCAACCACCAACUGCUAUAAUCGGUAGCGAAUUAGCCAGUGCUGCAAGAGCUGUUUGUAUGUUGUCCAACACUACCGCCAUUGCCGAAGCUUGGAGAAGAAUUGACAGAAAGUUCGACUUGAUGUAUUCCAAGAGAGCUUUCGUUCACUGGUAUGUUGGAGAAGGAAUGGAAGAGGGCGAGUUUACUGAAGCUAGAGAAGAUUUAGCUGCAUUGGAAAGAGAUUAUGUCGAAGUUGGAACCGACUCUUUCCCAGAAGAAGAAGAGGAAUAUUAA
This is a messenger RNA of Lodderomyces oxycetoniae, 1347 nucleotides long. RefSeq names its product alpha-tubulin (gene TUB1). Lineage: Eukaryota; Fungi; Ascomycota; Pichiomycetes; Serinales; Debaryomycetaceae. Gene Ontology annotation, cellular component: microtubule; spindle; cytoplasm. Gene Ontology annotation, biological process: nuclear migration by microtubule mediated pushing forces; mitotic cell cycle; nuclear division. Gene Ontology annotation, molecular function: GTP binding; structural constituent of cytoskeleton. The record is from RefSeq and is a predicted model, not a curated record. The transcript is spliced from 2 exons. Bases 1 to 1347 code for a protein of 448 amino acids.